Messenger RNA from Linum trigynum, 2771 nucleotides. The record is from the annotation of a GenBank genome assembly. NCBI's taxonomy places the organism in Eukaryota, Viridiplantae, Streptophyta, Magnoliopsida, Malpighiales, Linaceae.
AUGCAAACUUCAUUUUACACCCUCCACUUUAUGCCUACUUAGAAGUCACGCCCAUCUGCUCUGGUUUUUUAUUUUGGUUCGCCUUCUAGCCCGGAAAUUACUAAUGCAACCGCCGUCGACCCAUCAUCGGCGACCGCCGGCGAUUGUUCCGGCCUCAACCCACCGUCGGCGACCGCCGGAAUCAGAUGUUUUGGCGUUGUUAAUUUACUGGCAAAAGGUAUUUUAUCAUCGAAUAAAGCUGUUAAUUAUAUUUCAUUGGGUGAUUUCCAUUUUGUGAAUCAAUCCGGUCGGUUAUUUUUUUCUUCUUACCCGGCCCGUUUCUUGCCCUAUAUAAUCGCGGACAAACCCUAGAUCUCACUAUUUCUUUUGAGCUCUGCGAAGGGCGAAGGAAAUCUGCUGGAGGUUCGGAGCUCUUCUCGGAUCGUCGGCGCCGGAGAGUAAGAUACCUAGUUGGCCAGAGGUUGGACGCACAUCGAGCCCAAGGUUUUCUCCUCUUCUCUUCUUCUUUCUCUCAUUCAAAUACCUAAGAUCUCUCUUCGUUUUGAUCGUUUUCGGUUUCUGCUUUGCGCCGAUUCUGCAUUCCUUCCUUUCUCUUCCAUAUAUACUGGAUUUCUCUCUAGUUUUCAGAUCUCUACUGUUGCUUUGCAGAGCAGUACCGGCUUUACAGAAUUUCUCCCUCUCAUUCAUAUACUGUAUCUGUCUUGCUUUGAUCGUUUUACAUUCCUGCUUGAUUAUACAUGUUUAUAAUAAUUCCCACGGUAAUUGGAUGUAAUGGAACGUCGAUUGACCUUGAUUGAAACUGUGUUUUAUCCCAGGAUGAGUGAUUUCAAGCAUAUUGGGGAGGUUAAUGAAAUUAUUCUGGAUGAGUGAUUUCAAGCAUAUUGGGGAGGUUAAUGAAAUUAUUCUGACUGUUGUGGAUGUCGAAAUCCAUGAGCUGAAAUAUCAAGGAAUGAGGCAUAGGCUUUCACACAUUAAGGACCUUCUUCCUGGUGCAAACCCCCUCAAUGCAACAAAAUUGAAUGAAGAAAUUCAACACAUAACUCGAGAUCUCGCCACUGUUGAGGAGGAACUCAAUGAAUCAAAGAAUCCCUUGUCUAGUUUGGGUCCGAUUACUUUGAUGCUGUGAAAUAUAUGAGGUAUCCGUUUUCUGUUCCUUCUGAGGUUUCUCCUGGUGCUAGUGGACCCAUUACCGGAGGGUCUGUAGCCAAAGCGCCUGCUGUUCCUAUUGAUGUUCUGGCUGGUCCUAAUGAACCUAUUACCAGAGGGCCUGCAACCAAAGGACCUGCUGUUCCUAGUGAGGUUCCACCUGUUGCUAAUGAACCUAUUACCAGAGGGCCUGCAGCCAAAGGACCUGCUAUUCCUAGUGAGGUUCCGCCUGUUGCUAAUGAACCUAUUACCAGAGGGCCUGCAGCCAAAGGACCUGCAUCCAGAGCUCCAGCAGCCAAAGGGCCUGCAUCCAGAGGACCUGCUGGCAAGGCGCCAGUUACUGUCAAUGAGCCUGCUGGCAAAGGGCCAAUUGGUGAUGGGAAGCAGGGCUCACCAUGGUUUCCAUCCGAGGAGCUGAAGCUUUUAAAUGCAAUAGAUGUAGAAUCUCCAGAUGAUUUUGGAAAGAUUAAGAGAAAUCAUUUUCCAGGCCCUACAAGAACAGUCGGUAGUUAUCGGACUAAGUGGCAGAAGAUGAGGAAAUUCAAAGAGGAGGAAAUCAAUGCACUUCCAUCGGACAUUGGAAAUCUGCUGCGUGUUCUUAUUCAGAAAUAUCCACCACCUGCAAAAUGAGGUAAACUUUGGUUCUUGUCUUUCCCAAUUUGAUUGCCAAUUUAGCAAAACUAUACCAGUUCAAAGUCCUUUACAUAAGAAAUUCUGUUAUUUGAUAAAGGUUUGUAAGAGGGUUUUCGAGCAAUAGCUGCUUCUCAAGCCAUUGGAAAAAGGCAUGGAUUACGAAACCGUACCGGCCAUCAAACCGGAAUCGUUUUUGGCAUGGUAAAUCGUGGUACAACCAUGGUUCAACCGUUUCCUACCGGCAAAUACCGUUUUUGGAAUAAAAAAUUUAUUUUUUUGUUAAAAAACCGUGCCGACAAAAUUAGGGUACCAUACCGGGAAAAUACCGGAAUAAAACCGGAUUAUACCGCCUGAGAAACUGUAAAAGAGUAAAUAAGCUUAGGUAACAUUCAACAAAGUGCGAGAUUUCAAUACCUAAUAAACCUCAUAAUCAUCCAAAUACAUUUUUAGAAAUUAGUACAAAAACCACAAGCUUAAUGUUCACAAACCACAAGCUUAAUGUUCCACAAACCACAAGUUUAAACUUUAAUGUUCACAAACCACAAGUUCAAUGUCUCAAACUAGAAAAUAGAAACUACUAAUUGGAUCUUUUGUUUGAAAUCAAAUCCAUAUCUUCAAGCAACUCCAAAUGUAGAAAAGUCAACAUUCGGGAACUCGUCUCCUUCAUCUUCUUCAUCACUAACUACAAUACAAAAAAAAAAAAAAACAAGUAAGAAACAUUAUAAAUUAUGACGUAUUAGAAUUCACAUCAUAAUAACUAAUUCACACACCUUCCUCUGCAAGUGCUCGAUCAAGCUCAUCAAUAUCCAAUUCUUUGUCUUUAGAAGAUGCCCCUUCAUUCUCUUCUAUCAACCACUCAGUAGUAAUAUCAGAAUGAAUGCUUUCAAGAGAAAUGGGAUCAUAUGAUUCUUUGUUCUUCAUGGCAUAAUACUCUCUGGUCAAAGUGGAAUGCAUAUAUUGAUUCAGUUCAAUAGUAAAUAUAAAAACUAGAA